Messenger RNA from Hyaloscypha bicolor E, 1842 nucleotides. Its product is annotated as phosphoesterase-domain-containing protein. NCBI's taxonomy places the organism in Eukaryota, Fungi, Ascomycota, Leotiomycetes, Helotiales, Hyaloscyphaceae. Gene Ontology annotation, molecular function: hydrolase activity, acting on ester bonds. The record is from RefSeq and is a predicted model, not a curated record. The transcript has 2 exons. Bases 1 to 1842 code for a protein of 613 amino acids.
AUGAUCCCCCUCCUCUCUCCAGCGUUGGCUGGGUCUAUUGCAGAUAUCGAGCAUGUCGUCCUCUUCAUGCAAGAAAAUCGAGCCUUCGACCACUACUUCGGCUCAAUGGCUGGUGUCCGUGGCUUCUCUGACCCCAAUGUCCAAGUCAAUUCAGACGGCAAGCCAGUGUGGCAGCAAGCUGCCAACUCAGCUCUCACAACAAACACAUCUUACCUUUUGCCAUGGUACCUCAACUACGAGGGAGGAAGUUUUCUCAAUGCAACCCAAUGCAUGGUAGCCGGCAAUAAUGGCUGGGAGGACAACCACGCUGCUCUGAACGGCGGCCUAAACAAUCACUGGGCAACUAACAACACCCCCUGGUCUUGGGGCCACUUCAAACGAAGCGAUAUCCCAGUUCAAUAUUCCAUCGCUGAUGCCUGGACCAUCGGAGACAUGUACCAAGAAUCCGUCAUCGCAUCCACGAACCCCAACCGCGUGACCUGGGCCUCUGGCAGCAUCAAUGUCCCCGGUUCUCCCCAAACAAAAUCCGAAGGCGGAUACCCAUAUAUCGAUAACAACGAGACUCCAGGUUGCGAAGCCAACGAUUUUAACUGCUACCCCUUGACCUGGAAAACCACCGCCGAGUUCUACCAAGAUGCCGGCGUCUCUUGGUCCAUCUACCAAGACGCCGAUAACUUUGACGACAACCCCUUAGCCUGGUUUGGGCAGUUCCAAGAAGCGUUGACAGGGUCCCCGCUCAGCACAAAGGGCAUGGUAGGACAGAGUCUCGAUGAUUUCUACGCUCAAGCAAAGAACGGGACGCUCCCUGCAAUCUCAUACAUCAUUGGCCCCGCCGAGCUGUCCGAGCAUCCGCCCUACUCACCGCGCGAUGGCGCCUGGCUGCAAAAGAAGAUCGUCGACGCUGUCACUCAAGGGGCAGGCUACGCCAAGACCGCGCUCAUCAUCUCCUACGACGAGACAGGCGGAUGGGGCGACCACGUUACGCCCUUCCACUCCCCGUCCGGCACCGCAGGGGAAUGGCUCAACGACCCGUAUAACCUCGCAGGGUAUACCUAUUCUGGGCCUGGGUUCAGAUUACCGUUUUACAUCGUGUCUCCUUGGACGAGAGGCGGACACGUCUUCACCGAGCACGCGGACCACAACUCUCAGAUCCUGUUUAUUGAGAACUGGCUUGCUGCUAAGGGAAAGAACGUAGUUACCAAUCAAAUGGUGCCGUGGAGACGGAACAACAUGUCUCCUCUACUCAACGCUUUCGAUUUCGCAAAUCCGGAUUUCUCGAUUCCGGACUUACCAGAUGCUCCGGUGCCGCAUAUGACUGCGGACGGUGUGUACGACGGGAGCAGUUACUGCGAGUCUCUGUACGCUGUCACGAGACCGCAAGUGCCGUAUGCCUCUCAGGUUGCACCCGAUAAGGUGGGCAGUUUCAGUGAGCCGGGUUUCAAGGAGAUGAGGGGCGCGUUGACCGAGGGUCGAUACAUCGUUUUCGAGUUUGGAGGGUAUGCUCUUACGAAUGCCGGGAAACCGGCGAGGGAUUUUACCGCGACUAAGGCGUCGAGUGCGCAUAGUGAUUUGGCGCAGAGAUGGGUGGUGCACGCGUUGGCUACCGCGGGAAGUGAGUUUACGAUCAGUAGUGCCAGGGAUGGGAGAUAUAUUGGGGCGCAUACGGGGCUGAUUAAUAGUGCGAGUGGGGCGGAGAUUUACACUGUUGAAUUUUUGGCGGGCGAAGGGUAUGCGUUGAAGAAGGAGAAUGGGAAGUACGUUACUGUUGAUGGCAGUGGGAAUGUGCAGAUUGCUGGCGAUGCUUCUUACUUCAAGGCGUAUAGUGUUACGUAUUCGAACUAG